Messenger RNA from Cynocephalus volans (Philippine flying lemur), 3414 nucleotides. RefSeq names its product SECIS binding protein 2 (gene SECISBP2). Gene Ontology annotation, biological process: selenocysteine incorporation. Bases 74 to 2653 code for a protein of 859 amino acids. NCBI's taxonomy places the organism in Eukaryota, Metazoa, Chordata, Mammalia, Dermoptera, Cynocephalidae. Gene Ontology annotation, molecular function: mRNA 3'-UTR binding; ribonucleoprotein complex binding; selenocysteine insertion sequence binding. The transcript is spliced from 17 exons. The record is from RefSeq and is a predicted model, not a curated record. Gene Ontology annotation, cellular component: ribonucleoprotein complex.
UGCGUCGUCUGUGGGGCCAGCCGACCGUCCGGCUGCUGGCCGCUACGGCGCGGCUUCCUCCGAGCCGCCCACCAUGGCAUCGGAGGGGCCACGGGAUCCCGAAGGCGAGGGCAUCAAGUUAUCAGCAGAUGUCAAACCGUUUGUCCCCAGAUUUGCUGGGCUCAAUGUGGCAUGGUCAGAGUCCUCAGAAGCAUGUGUCUUCCCUAGCUGUGCAGCUACGUACUAUCCGUUUGUUCAGGGACCACCAGUGACUGAGCAGAAAAUAUAUACUGAAAAUAUGGCCUUUGGCACUUCAAGUUUUUCACCUCAGUAUUCAUCUUCUGAGAUGACUCUUCAUCCGUAUGCCUAUUCUCCUUAUACCCUUGAGUCUACACAAAAUGUUUGCUCAGUGCCUGGCUCCCAGUAUGAUUAUAACCAACUCAGUUGUUACCGAGGUUUUCAAACAGUAAAGCCCCAAGAUGAGCACAUGUGCCCUCUCCCACAAGAGACGAAAGCUCUGUUUAAGGAAAAAACCUAUAAUGAGAAAAGAACAUAUGAGGAGCAAAAGUUUGACAGUAAAAGGGCUGAUGGAGCUGUGUCAUCUGAGAUAAAAUCGGCUAAAGGUUCACAUCAUUUGUCCUUUCAUGCUGAAAAUAGUUUGAAAUCAGAUGGUUAUCAUAAACGAACAGAUAGGAAAUCCAGAAUCAUUGCAAAAAGUGGAUCUGCCUCCAAACCUAAUUUUGAAUUUACCAGAUUGGAUUUUCCUGAACUGCAGGGUCCAGAGAACAGUAAUAUGUCAGAGAUACGAAAGCAACUCAGGUGGGGCCCUAUGCGCUCCUUAUCAACUGACAGUUCUCUUCUAGAAGUUGUAAGACCAGCUGCACUGUUGUCAGAGGGUGAAAUAGUAGUGAAAAAUAAUAAUCCAAAUGUAUCUGUAACUGAUAGUGCUCCUGCCAAUUCUCCUUCAUGUGCAAGAGAGUUAUCUUGGACACCAAUGGGUUAUGUUGUUCGGCAGACGUUAUCUACAGAACUGUCACCAGCCCCUAAAAAUGUUACUUCUAUGAUAAACCUAAAGAUGGUUCCUUCAUCAGCAGAUCUUAAAAAUGUUAGUAUAUCAUCUUGUGAAGUUUUAUCUUCGGAUCCUUCCUACAACAAAGAGAAACAUAUUGUUCAUCCUACUAAAAAGACCAAAGAAUCACAAGGUGGCGACCUUGAACAAAAUGAAGCCUCAAGAAAGAAUAAGAAAAAGAAAGAAAAGUCUAAAUCAAAAUAUGAAAUCUUGACAGUUCAGGAGCCACCAAGGAUUGAAGAUGCCGAGGAGUUUCCCAGUCUGGCAGUUGCAUCUGAAAGAAGAGACAGAGUAGAGUCACCGAAAUUUCAAUCUAAACAGCAGCCGCAGGAUAAUUUUAAAAUGAGUGGAAAGAAGAGCCAGACUCCAGUACAGUUGGAUUUGGGGGGAAUGCUGACAGCACUGGAAAAGAAGCAGCACUCCCAGCAUGCAAAGCAGUUCUCCAAACCAGUGGUGUUUUCAGUUGGAGCGGUGCCAGUCCUUUCCAAAGAAGCCACAUCAGGGGAGAGGGGCCGCCGCUUCACUCAAGUGAAGACCCCGCACAACCCCUUGGACUCCAGUGCCCCCCUGACAAAGAAAGGGAAGCAGAGGGAGGUGCCCAAGGCCAAGAAGCCAACCUCUCUGAAGAAGAUUAUUUUGAAAGAACGGCAAGAGAGAAAGCAGCAACGUCUUCAAGAAAAUGCUGUUAGCCCUGCUUUUGCCAGUGACAGCGCACAAGAUGGAGAGAGUGGUGGCGAUAACCCAGCCCCCGAGCAGGCCCCUGAGCAGGCCUCAGGUCCAGGUGGGAUGGACGGAUCAGUCUUUUCCAGUCCUCUGGUUGAGGAUAGGUCAGAAGAGCUGGUGGGCACAGACCUCCAGAGAGACACGGAGGCCUGCCAGCUUCCUCCCGACCAUGCCAGCCUCCCCAAGAUCCACAGCCGGAGAUUCAGAGAUUACUGCAGCCAGAUGCUUAGCAAAGAAGUGGACACUUGUGUUACAGACUUACUCAAAGAACUGGUCCGUUUCCAAGACCGAAUGUACCAGAAAGAUCCAGUCAAGGCUAAGGCCAAACGCCGACUUGUGUUGGGGCUGAGGGAAGUUCUCAAACACUUGAAGCUCAAAAAGUUGAAAUGUGUCAUCAUUUCUCCCAACUGUGAGAAGAUACAGUCAAAAGGUGGGCUGGAUGACACUUUGCACACCAUUAUCGAUUACGCCUGUGAGCAGAACAUUCCCUUUGUGUUCGCUCUCAACCGCAAAGCUCUGGGGCGCAGUUUGAACAAGGCGGUUCCUGUCAGUGUAGUGGGGAUCUUCAGCUACGAUGGGGCCCAGGACCAGUUCCACAAGAUGGUUGAGCUGACAAUGGCGGCCCGGCAAGCAUAUAAGACCAUGCUGGAGAAUGUGCGACAGGAGCUGGCGGGAGAGCCUGAGCUGCAGGCCCCUCUUGGCCCACCCAUGCAGGGCCCCAGCUGCUCUGCAGAAGAUGGCCCUCUGACCGCCACUGGGAGAGAAGAGCCACACUACAUUGAAGUCUGGAGAAAACAUCUGGAAGCAUACAGUCAGUGUGCCCGGGAGCUUGAAGAAUCAUUGGAGGCUUCAACCUCUCAGAUGAUGAACUUGAAUUUAUAAGAAAGGACUUCUAUUUUGUGUGUCUUGUAUGUUUUGGGUGAGGAGGGGGAGGUUUGAAAAAGACUUCAGGGCUUUUUCUUCUUCUUAGUUCUUCAUUGACCUAAUGUAUUUUGUGUGACCAUUGAAUUUAAAAAGUAACUGGCAUGAAAGUCAUGUGAAGCAGUGUUUGUAGCCCUUCACAGCUGCUAAUCCCAUCGAAUGGUCACUAAGAUAUGCUGUUGGAAACCUUUUCUAAAGCUGGAUACAGCUUUGGCUUUCUGAGCACACUGUGGAUCUGGAAAAUACUGGAAAACGUGGUACUUAGAGUACUUUGGCUGCUAAGGAAACUUGCUCUUUGUUACAGAAUAGCUGAGCCAUCUGAGUGAGUUUGCAGGAAACAGGUGGUGUGCUCCUGCCUGCCUGGUGGGCCAUGGUAAUGUAAGUGGAGGGUAGUGCCCCCCCUUCCAGGGAACAGCACAGUCCUCCAGGCAGCCCCCAGACAGACGCCACAGCAAGGGUGUUGUGCUAACGGGCCCUUCCUCAGGGGACGUAGCCUUUAAGGAUUUGGGGAUUUCGUGUAAUGAGCCUCAGAAUGAAAACUGGUUUUCUAACCUGUGACUUUUUGACAUGAAGCCUUUAUUUUUCAAGGAAAUGAUAUAUAUUGAAACUCCUAUUUCAGUUUGAUAAUCUGUAAAUGUUUCAUUUUUUAAACGAACAUAUUCUGAAUGUGGUUUCUAUCUUAGAGGCCAAGAAGACAGAGUUUACUUUCAUAUUUUCCUGUA